UUGUAGUCGAUCCCCAUGUCCCAAGGCGCCCAAGAUGGCAAGUUCUUCUCUCGCGGAAAACUCCAGGAGAUCAGAGAGGAUCUGCACAAGGCGCUCACCAAAGGCGACAAGAAAUGGGACAAACGAAAGACGAUCCUGAAGCGAGUGCUCGCAAACAUGACAAUGGGGAACGACAUGGCGUCAUUGUGGGGGGACAUAAUGGAGUGUUUGAACACGCCCGUCUUUGAGGUCAAGAAGAUGAUCUAUCUCUAUGUCAUGAACUAUGCUCGAAUAAAGGCAGAUCAAAUCGACCCCGCUAUUCGCUCCCUGUUGCAGGAUGCUAACGACCGCAACCCCCUUCUCCGCGCUCUCGCCAUACGCACCCUUGCCUACAUCCCCCUCCCUAUUGCUAUGGAAUCUCUAUGUGACCCCCUCCGGCAUUCCCUACGCGAGUCCGACCCUUACGUGCGCAAGACUGCAGCGAUUUGUGUCGCCAAAAUGUACAUGUUCGAUCAUCGAAUGUGCGAGCGCGAGGGGCUAGUCAAUAGCUUGCGAGCACAGAUGAUGGAUGAGAACGUCACUGUAGUGGCCAACGCGAUGGCUGCACUGAGCGAGAUACAGGAGAGGGGUGAUACACAGCUCAUUAAGCUCAAUGCCAGCACGGCGUUGAAGCUUACUGUCGCACUCAAUGAGAGUUCCGAAUGGGGCCAGAUCUACAUCCUGGAAGCGUUGAUGAACUUCGUUCCCCAACGACCGGACGACGCGCUAGCUCUUGGCAAAAAGCUCUCCAUCCGGCUACAAAACACCAAUUCCGCUAUCGUGCUUACCACCAUCAAGGUUCUUCUAUACCUCAUGAACUACAUGAACGACAGGGACGAGAUCGAGGAACUAUGCCACAAGAUGGGGCCACCUCUGGUCACGCUCCUCUCUUCCGGCCCGGAGGUGCAGUACGUCGCCCUUCGCAACAUCCUGCUUAUCAUCCAGCGACGGCCGACCAUCUUGCGGAACGACGUCCGGGUCUUCUUCACCAAGUACAACGACCCAAUCUACGUCAAACUUGCGAAGCUCGAGAUCAUGUACCGGCUCGCGACGGAGAACAACUACAAAGAAGUCCUUGUUGAGCUUGGGCAGUCGGCAGCAGAAGCCGAUGUCGACUUUGCACGCAAGGCAGUGCGCUCCAUCGGUCGGCUCGCCAUCAAGGUGCCCAAUUCGUCAGACAGAUGCAUAGGCCUGCUCCUAGAACUCAUCAAGAGCGAUGCGAGCUACGUUGUGCAGGAGGCUGCGGUCGUCAUCAAGGACAUCUUCAGGAGAUACCCGAGCGAAUACGAGAGCGUGAUCCCGCAACUUUGUGCGAAGCUGGAUCUGAUUACGGAAGACCCGGAGAGCAAGGCUGCGAUCAUAUGGAUCCUGGGGCAGUAUGCGGACAGGAUCGAUAACUCCCAUGAACUGCUGGACGACUUGGCAUACACAUUCCUGGAGGAGACCAAAGAGGUCCAAUUCGCCCUCCUUACCGCCGUAGUCAAGCUCUUCAUCCGCAAACCACAAGAAGCGCAAGGACUGGUUGCCAAAGUGCUCCAAGUGGCAACAGAAGAAGUCGACAACCCCGAUCUGCGAGAUCGGGGGUACAUGUACUGGCGGCUGCUGUCCUCGCACGCCUCGGCUGCGAAGGAUAUCGUAUUGGUGAACAUGCCGCCUAUAUCGACGGAUACGGACCGGAUGGAGAGGGGUGCGCUGGAUCAGCUGUUGCUGCAUACAGCCAGCCUGGGAUCAAUAUACCACAAGAACCCAGAGGGCUUCAUUCGCACUGCUCGACCGAAAUACCUCGCCGACAGCCCAGCACUGAACUCCACCUCCCGUGCAGUGCUCGUCCGUGCGCCAGACCUGAACGCGCCUACACAACUCCCCGCGCCGGCGAGCAUCCUUCCCACUACUCCGAGCGGGAUCCGGGAGCUUGCCGGUUCUCCUUUACUAGGCGAUAUAGGGGAGGAUGAGGGUGCACCGGCGCCUAUGUCUAUGGGCCAACUGGUGGACGACGGAGAUGGGGAAGACGAUCCCAGUGCGGGGAUUACGGGUAACGGGGCUGCCGCGGAGCGGACAAGCUCGCAGUAUGAUCCCUAUGCGGAGUUAGGAGCCGUCCUGGGUGCCGCGGAUGGGGACGACACGGACUCGGCACGACGAAGGGAGGAAAGCGAACCGCUGUUCUGAAAGCAUGUAUGUUUGUGUGGGAAUAGGGCGGGGAGGGUGCGAUUCCGGACUGAUUAGUGUACUGAGCAUACAUCUUGCUGUCGGUAUACCGGGCGCCUCACGCUAAGCGCGGGGGCGUUGUAUCUCUACAUAAUUACAUCUUGUGUUCGGGGAGAUCGUGGAACUGGGUGGGAGGCGAGAGGGUGGACAUGAUAAGGAUUUAGUGGGAUUGGGAUCGGUUGUGUCGGUGUCGGUGCUCGUGCUCUGAUCCGUGGGUAUGACCGCGGUGACCGCCGAGGUGCGGUAAAGGGAUAGAGAAGCUAUGUCGUUCUAGUGGUCUGAGUGAAUUAUAAUGUUCGCCUAGCCCGUACAUCCUCCGAUGAUAGCUGAUUGUCGCUAUCGGUAGAUGCUUCCCGUCCUCACUCGGUCUCGUCUUGACAACGCUCGGCGUUCCCCCUUGUACAACAUCGAUCUCCACCCCAUACGCUUUCGCGAGAGCAAGCAGCUCCGGCUGACCACCCCAUUGUGCCGUCCCCUCGAUAUUAUCACAGUACUUCGCAUAUUGGUGGGAAGUCAUGAUCCCGUCGUCCGUCGCUCCCGUCCCAUCCUCGCCUUCCAUACUAGGCAAGAACGGCAAGAAGUCGUCCGGAUGCGCGCGCAUAUACUCCGCCGCGGCCUUGCGUGUCGUUUCCGGCCUGGCCUCGCCCUGGGGUAGGAAACCGAGGAUGGAGAGCUGGUCCGCCACCGCGGUGAACAUACAGUUCCCGUCUGGCGGGCAUUCCCACAUCUCCAGGUGGGAUUUGAAGCAUACUGCUCGGAUGGCGGCUUCUUCUGCUCGGGCUUCGGCUUCCAGUUUCGUAUCGGCGGAAGCGUCGAUAGGGGCAUAGGAGGCGGCUAGAGCUUCGGCUUUUCUUGCCUGUCUGGCUUUGAACUUCUCCUUACUGCUCAGCUUCUUCCCCUUGCCCUCAAGAGCCUGCGUCUCCUUUGCCUCCUGUUUUGCAACGUCAUGCAGCACCUGAGCAGCCUCCCCCUUAGUUGCGUCGUCCUUGGCAUCCAGCUGGGCCAUGAGAUCAUCUAACAAGUCGUCGCCCGCUCCCGGAGUGGACUCGGUCUCGGGGGUGAGGGACGCGUUGGAGCCAUUAGGAGUCGAAACGACGUUGCCUAGUGAAGACGCUGAGGGAGGAGAGAACAUGUCCUUUAUUUUCCUCCUG
Messenger RNA from Dacryopinax primogenitus, 3374 nucleotides. Its product is annotated as vesicle-mediated transport-related protein. The transcript is spliced from 9 exons. Gene Ontology annotation, cellular component: membrane coat. Gene Ontology annotation, molecular function: clathrin binding. Bases 16 to 2184 code for a protein of 722 amino acids. Gene Ontology annotation, biological process: intracellular protein transport; vesicle-mediated transport. NCBI's taxonomy places the organism in Eukaryota, Fungi, Basidiomycota, Dacrymycetes, Dacrymycetales, Dacrymycetaceae. The record is from RefSeq and is a predicted model, not a curated record.